AUGUCGAAACCAUCACCCAAAGCAGGAUUAAAGAAACGUAAGAUGGCAUCUUCGCCUAUCGACCCUGCACAGAGAAGAUUGGAUCGUUUUCUGUCGACUUCAUCGCCUUCACAAUCGCCCUCACCCUCACCCUCCAGCAAUCUUAUCAAGAAUGAGCCCAUGCAGGUAGAUUCAGUAGCGUCUACCACCAAAAAGAACCCCAUGCUGGGUACUUAUCGCCAACAAAUCAUACUACCCAAAAUCACCAUUGCUGAUGCUGAUCCUGCACGACAAGCUGAAUUAACAGAUGACAACUUUGAAAACUGCUGGACGAUGCCCAAGAAGCUGAUUUUGAGCAUAUUCUCGACAGACAACUUCAACCGAGUCAAUUAUAUUACAGCGUCUCAAAUAUCUCUGGGAUUGUGUCGAUUCGGCAAAUCAGAACAAGUGUACAGCUCACUCAAGCUGGAGAUUGAGAAACAUGUGCAAGAAAUCAAGAAAUCGCUCAUGUCAAAACCACUCAACAAAGACCUUCUGAGCAGACUCAAUGCACAGUGGGUCACAUUCUGCCAGCAACUCACCAUCAUUCGCACUGUGUUCAUGGAACUGGACAGAUACUACAUUCUACCCAACACCAAAUACAAGUCUAUCAGCCAACUAGGAAAGGACCUGUUUAGUGAAUUGAUCAUGGAAAAGGACAACUUUCUCCAUGUCGUGAUAGCUGAAGUCAUUCAACAGAUCAAGAUCGAGCGGGAUGGAUCCAAGAUCAAUGUUCCAUUGAUACGAGAUAUCUUGCGCAUGUUGACAGACCAAUCCUACUAUAAGAGCGAAUUCGAACCUCGAUUUUUGGAGAGCACCAAUUUAUAUUACAAGGAAGAGGCCAAUCGUCGCAUUAGUUAUGGUACCAUACCAGAGUACAUUUAUCAUGCUGCUGGCCGUCGCACACAGGAGUCUGAAGAAAGAGUCAAAAACUACCUCAGCCCAGACACAAAGCAAGCAUUGAUCUCUGCGGUGGUGGAUAGAUUGGUGUAUGCAAAGACGGAAAUCAUCAUUCAAGAGGGGUUUGAAGCCAUGAUGGACACAGACAUGUACGAGCCGCUCAAGAUACUCUACGAACUGCUGUUUCAAAGCCCCAAAAUGAACCUAUUACGAAAUGCAUUCGGUGCCUACGUUAAGGAGGAAGGCAUGAAGAUCAUCAAAGACCCCAAGAGCGAUCCCACCAUGAUCACAUCACUACUGCUGUUCAAGAGAAAACUCGACAAGAUUCUCAAAUCAUGCUUCAAUGACGAUGUCACAUUUGUGAAUGCACUGAAGGAGAGUUUUGAGCAGUUUAUCAAUACACGGGGCAACAAACCAGCAGAGUUACUCGCCAAACAUCUGGAUUCCAAGCUCAAGAUCCCAGUCAAGAAACAACGCUUUCAAGAGAUUGUGGAUACAGUCAGCUUGGAUUCGAUCCUCAUCCUGUUCCGUUACAUCCAGACCAAAGAUGCAUUUGAAGCCUACUUUAAGCGGUUCUUGGCCAAGCGAUUAUUGAUGGACCGAAGCGCGUCCAGUGAAUUUGAGAACCAUGUGCUUGUGAACCUCAAAGCAGAGUGCGGUCCAGAAUUCACCAAGAACUUGGAAAGCAUGUUUACAGAUGUACAGAUAUCCACUGAUUUGACAAUCGAAUUCAAGGAAUAUAAAAAGGAAAAAUCGCGUUUGCCCAUGUCUAUCAAGGUGAUUGCACAGGCGACAUGGCCAAGUUACAGUUUGCUCGACAUCAAGCUACCCGCCAAUAUGAUGGCCAGCCAAAAGCUGUUUGAGAACUUUUACGUUAGCAAAUUCAACGGGAGAAAGCUCGUGUGGCAAAACCGACUCUCCUCCUGCUCGAUUGUAGCAAACUAUCCCAAGGGCCGCAAAGAGAUUAUUGCCAGUUUAGCUCAAGCCGUGAUUCUGUUUAUCUUCAACGAUGCCAGCAAAAAGACCCUGUCGUUCUCCAGAAUACAAACCAUCACAGCAUUGGCCAAGAACGAUUUGAUCGGUUUACUGACUUCGCUGUGCACUGGACCGUACAAGCUGAUCAUCAACAUCACCUCAACCUCAGACAAAGACACUGUAGCACCCACUGAUUCAUUUGCCUACAACUUUGAUUUUGAAUCUGCUAAUCAAAAAGUACGAAUUCCUCCUGCUGCCUCAAUUGAACCUACCAAAGAUGAAGAAAAGGAUGUGGAAAAGAAGGUGCACAUUAGUAGACAACAUCAAUUAGAAGCUGCUAUUGUGCGUAUCAUGAAGGCUAAAAAGACAUCAACGCAUAGUGCGCUGGUGGAUGAGCUUUUCAAAGAGUUAAAAUACCCUGUGCAAGCGGAUGACAUCAAGAAGCGAAUCGAGUCCUUGAUUGACAGAGAUUAUAUUAUUCGCGAUACAGAAGAUCCUUCUUCCUAUGUAUAUCAAAGUUAA
Mucor velutinosus is the source of this 2415-nucleotide messenger RNA. RefSeq lists its product as uncharacterized. The record is from RefSeq and is a predicted model, not a curated record. Gene Ontology annotation, molecular function: ubiquitin protein ligase binding. Gene Ontology annotation, cellular component: cullin-RING ubiquitin ligase complex. Lineage: Eukaryota; Fungi; Mucoromycota; Mucoromycetes; Mucorales; Mucoraceae. Gene Ontology annotation, biological process: protein ubiquitination; ubiquitin-dependent protein catabolic process. The coding region runs from base 1 to 2415 and encodes 804 amino acids. The transcript has 8 exons.